Messenger RNA from Xenopus laevis (African clawed frog), 2473 nucleotides. It is a transcript of the gene tmem179.S, whose product is annotated as transmembrane protein 179 S homeolog. Lineage: Eukaryota; Metazoa; Chordata; Amphibia; Anura; Pipidae. The transcript has 4 exons. Bases 422 to 1120 code for a protein of 232 amino acids. Gene Ontology annotation, cellular component: membrane. The record is from RefSeq and is a predicted model, not a curated record.
UGUUAGCUGCUUUCUGCUCAGAUACUGCUCUGUUCUUUGAUGCUUCUCUGAAUAUUUUUCUCAAGGUUUUAUGUCUCUUGCAUUUUUUAAGAAGCAGUGAAUAAGAGUGAUUACUUAGUGAAGAGGGUAAUUUAUUUUUUUUAAGUGUAAUGUGGCUCAUUCCUGUCAUGGUCCCUUUAAGGGGCCCUUCAAUAAUGACUUGCAGUGGAACUGUCCGUGGUGCUGAUGGGAAAAGCUUUCAGCCUGAGCCUGUUGUGUUUCUGAAUACAAACGCCCAGCCACCUGCCUGCAGAAAUCCUGCUGGAGAUUUAUAACAUGCAAUUGGGAUCAUGUCACCAACGUUAUCCCUCUCUGGGGGUUUGACACAGUUCCCUGUUUGCGCAGUCUCUAUCUGGCAGCCCUCCCUUAACAGCUGGAAAAAAUGGCGCUGAACAAUUUCCUCUUCGCCCAAUGUGUCCUGUAUUUUCUGGCAUUUUUGUUCAGCUUCAUCGCUGUCAUCCCUCUGAGUGAGAACAGCACCGACUUCCAUGGAAAAUGCCUCCUGUUUACCGAGGGCAUGUGGCUGAGUGUCAAUAUUACAAUGGAGAGGGAGCACUUCACGGUGGAUGAGUGGGGGCCGGAGUCUGCCUGCAGGUUCAGUGUAAUCACCGGGCUCCUCUCAUUGCUGGCGUCUGCUGUGCAGGCCUGGAGGAGCCUCUACUUCCUCUGCAAGGGCCACGAGCACUCUUUCUUUUAUGCUUUCCUGAAUCUGCUGAUCAGCUCCUUUGUGGUUUUUCUCAUAUUUAUUGCCAGCACCAUUGUCAGUGUUGGAUUUAACAUGUGGUGUGAUGCCAUUACAGAAAAAGGAAGCCUUCCUCAAAGCUGUGAAGAACUUCAGGACCGUGACCUAGAACUUAAUUUAGAAAACUCAUCAUUCUAUGAUCAAUUUGCCAUUGCACAGUUUGGAUUGUGGGCAGCCUGGCUGACUUGGCUGGGAAUAACCAUUCUGGCAUUCUUGAAGGUUUAUCACAACUACAGACAAGAGGACCUCCUGGACAGUCUGAUUCACGAAAAGGAGCUGCUGAUAGGGAAAUCCCCUUCAAGAAAUUCUAUGCAGGAAGAGAAAAGUGCCAUUGUUUAAUUUCAGUGAAUACCACGUUUCUGAAUCACUAGCCAGUGUAAUGUAUUACUAUCUGUAUUGAUGGUUUUUAACUGGGAGUAGCUGGGUGGAAUCUUGGUGACAGAAAUCGAACCAAAAUUCUGGGAUGCCGAUUGGGGCAAAAACAUAAAAUCCUUACAUGGGAGCUGUUUAUGGACAGGAGUGCCUUCUUGUAAUUCAAACAAUAUAUUACGUAAGUUGCAUGAAAUGUGCAGAAUGGAAAUAACAUUUGCUUUACUUUAAAAUUAAUUUAAAUAUCAACUUUUUGCUUAGUGGCUUAAAACUAGCAGACUGUCUCUUAUAUCAGAAUACACUUUACGGUACUAAUAUAAAAUAUGUUUCAUUAAUGUAUGUAGUAUGUGAAGUGCUGAUGUUGCAGUAUAUUAUUAUUAUUACAUAUCAUGAUUGAAGAAGGCAGAUCUCUAUUGCCAUGGAAGAUAAUAGCUAUAUAUGACAAUUACUCCUAAUAUGACGUUCUGAAGCUGAAUAUUAUUGUAUAUGAACUGUAAAAUAAUGCAGUCCGUUCUUUUGUUCCUGAACGGGAAAUGGAAACUAAUUGAGUAGGCUGCAAGUAUUGGAUAUACAGUUGUGGAGCCAUCAAAAUCACAAAGAAAUCUGCUUUUCUGCCCUAUAUCUCCCAAUUAAACCCCAGACACUCUGUGAUGUGACAAGAACCCACCAUUAAAUACAAGUCCUGUUCCUCCUGGGUUCUGUAAAUGUGGCUAGGCCCCCAUUAAGAUGUCCCUUUUCAAUGGUAGCCCUGUUCAGUAAUUUGAAGCCUGCAGGACAAGGCAGUGCAGAAAAAAGUGGGGAGCAGACCUUGUGACCAGUGAGGACUUGCAGAUGGAAGGGGGCCUGGUAAAUGUCAGCUCCCCCUUAAUGCCCCCCAAGCAGUUGGAGAACCCCUACAUUUGGCACCACCCUACCUCUUGCAUCCUGCUAUUCAUAUGGGUUGUUGUAGGGCCUGCAGGUGUGGUGUUGGUCAUGGGUGUUGCUCCCUAGUUCACCACUUUAACAAGAGUUGUAUGUAAAUAAUUUCAGCUACCUAUGAAUGUAGGAGUCAACGUACGUUUGCCUUAGGACACAAAAAAAUCCCUUUAAAUUGAAAGGAAAAUAUAAAAAAUAUAAAAAGGUGCACAAUGGCCACUUUGCUAAUGGCGCUUAAGUCUUGGUUCAUUUGAAUAAGAAAUAUUUUAAAAAAUGAUUCUUUGGGGAUUGGUACGAUGUCCAGAUUCUCCAGCUUUUUGAAUGUGUCAGUACCUGGCAGAUCUUUAAAGGGAUACUGUCAUGGGAAAAUAGUGUUAAUAGUGCUAUUCCAGCAGACUUCUGCAUUGA